This is a messenger RNA of Fonsecaea nubica, 2067 nucleotides long. RefSeq lists its product as hypothetical. Gene Ontology annotation, biological process: DNA-templated transcription. Gene Ontology annotation, molecular function: zinc ion binding; DNA binding. Bases 1 to 2067 code for a protein of 688 amino acids. Lineage: Eukaryota; Fungi; Ascomycota; Eurotiomycetes; Chaetothyriales; Herpotrichiellaceae. The record is from RefSeq and is a predicted model, not a curated record. The transcript has 5 exons.
AUGCCUAGCGCGGACCGCAUCCCGUCCAUCGCCGAACGUCUCGAUCGCCUCGACCACGCAGUCUCCUCCAUCGCAACCCAGAAUCUUCACAGCCCUCUGUCCAACGAGGGAGUGGACUUGCAGUCGCAGGCAUUGAGGCCGCCGCUGCCGGUUCAGCAUACCCCACAGGACAGCGCAUCGUCGGUGCAUCAUCCCUUUCCCGGUGCGCCUGGUGUCGAUGCUGGCGCUGACGUGCUCACCGAGGAAGACGAUAGCCGCUACAUCGAGCCUGAUGGUCUCUCAUCACUAGCAGCGCACUCGACGUUCGCCGUUGACUUCCUGACAAAGGUCGCUAACUGGGACGAGCGGGGCGAUCUCAGCGGCAGUACGCGCGGGCUCCUCAGCGCCCUAAAUGAGGCGGUUGGCGCUGUGCGGCAGCCUCACACUGGCUCGCACUCUCGCGGUUCCCCUAAUGAGCGUAGCAGGCCGGCAGCUAGCCGCAAGACGACAUCCUCGCAACACAAGAGCAUGCCCCCUCUAGAGGUCUCCGUCGCCAUCAUCCAGCAGGCCCGAGCGGUCAACAGCCUCUAUUUUGGCUUCUUCCGGAAGCUGUCUCCUUUGGCCAGCCUUUCCGAUCUUUGCCUCAGCAUCUACUUCGAACCUGUGUACGAUCGCGCUGACUACAUCAUCGUCAACUGCAUCUUGUACAAUUUGCUGGAAGAAGCGAGAACUUUCUCGCCUGCUCAGGGCGAGAGCCUGCAAGCUUACCAAGAGUACAGAGGAUGGUUCGCGGCCAACCUCGAAAAGGCACUUAAUAACCUGCCCCUGCUGAUGCCGCGUACCCAUCGCAUGGUCCUUGCGCUUGCCAUAAGUGUGAGUCAAUAUCUCGUCCCUGAUCUGUGGCAGAACGCCAGCACUGACAGUCAGGACGAUGCGCAGUCCAUGUAUGCCAUGGGCAAUUCCAAAACGGCGCUAUCCCAGACCUUGGUCGCAUCAGCUUACCAGGCAGCCUGUGUGCUGGGCUACCACAAGAUAGGAUCCGAUGUCCCUGACCAUACCGGCUUGCUGUUCUGGGUCAUCUACUUCCUUGAAAAGGCCCUGAGCCUACGUCUGGGGCGUGCCUCCACUAUUCCAGAUGACGAUAUCACCGUUCCAUAUCCUGGUGGGGCUGAUACUUCAUGCCCCAUUAUGCUGUACUGUCAGCUGCAGGUGAAGCUUGCUAGACUGGCGGGCCGGGUCUACCUCGAACUCUUCUCUGCUCGAUCGCUCGAGUUGGACGCGGACACCCAGCGAUCUAGAGUUCAAACCUUGGCUCACGACGUAACAAUGAUUCAGCAAGCGUACGCACUCAAUGCGCCCAAGCUACGCAGCCUCGCGUCCGCCCAGGAUCGACUGCCAUUGUAUGAAUUCACAACUGCCUCGGAUGCAGUCAUCUUCUUCUCUCUUUUGACUCUCGUCCAUCGGGCUUCUCCACUGCCCAAAGGCUUACGGCAGCCGUUCAAUGACGAAUGUCUCCGCUGCGCCAGGGCAGCUCUCUCACGGCACAAUCAAUCUGACAUGAGUACACCUCCUCUUCUUGACUUCUAUAUGAACUGGACCCUACUAUUCUUCCCCUUCAUCCCAUUCUUCGUUCUGUUCUGUCAUGUCAUCAAUACGGGCGAGCGUGAGGACUUCACCCUCCUUGGAACCUUUGUCACGUCCAUUGGAGGCGCCUCGCAGCAUCCCGCUCUUGAGGGACUUCACCGCCUCUUCCAAGCGUUCUACGUAGCUGCGCAAAAUUACCUAGAGCGUAAGAACGAGCCCACGGUGCAACGUGCCGAAGACAAGGAGCUCGAGGCGCAGCUGGAUUCCUAUCUUGGCACGCUCGGAUUGCGACCUCUCGCGGACCUCACAGACGACCAUUCGUGGUAUUACCCGAACGAUGGCGACUUAUUGGCGCAGAACCAGGGAUUCAGCACCGAGGACUUGUACAUGAGUGGACAAGAUGCAGACCCCUCGUUGCAGAGUCUGUCCUUUCAGCCGCCCAAUCUGGAAUGGUUCGGUAUGAAUCAGCCAAUCUUCAGUACCAUGCGUCCGAACCCACAGUAG